CCACUUCAAGACUCAGCACUGACACAAACUGCUGGCAGCAAGAGCCCCAAAACCAAACUGAUGGCUUACAGAGGUUCUCAGGGUAAAUCCGAAGGCUAAGCCUCCUUGCAAGUCUCAGAAUCCUGUCGGGGCCAGAGGAAUGUCACAAUGCAGAGUCCCUCACUGAGCCUGUCUGGGUCUGCCUAUGGAACCACACCUGUGUUUACAAAGGGUCUACAAAACAUAAGAGCCACCAAGGGCCAGCUGGUGGUGUUUGAGUGCCGCGUUCACUCCACACCCACCCUGCAGGUUCACUGGUACAGGGAAUACGAUCGGAUCCUGGAUUCUGCCGAUUUCCGGAUCCUGAGGAAAAAGGCUUGUUCAUCAGCAGUUCCUGAGGAAGUCUGCACCCUGGUUAUUACAGAAGCUUUCCCAGAAGACUCUGGAAUAUUUAAAUGUGUUGCUGAAAAUGAAUUUGGGUCUGCAGCAUCCAGUGCACAUCUCUCUGUUUCCCCAGCUGGCGACUUCUGCGGGUCUGCCCCUUCUGCUGAGCCAGGGACGCUCCCGGCAGCGCUGAGCCGCGGCCGCUGCCCCCUGGGGCCAGGACAGAGCGGGAUAGAGCCGGGACAGAGCCGGAUAGAGCCGGGAUAG
Molecule: messenger RNA, 630 nt
Organism: Pyrgilauda ruficollis (rufous-necked snowfinch)
Lineage: Eukaryota; Metazoa; Chordata; Aves; Passeriformes; Passeridae
Product: myopalladin-like
Exons: 7
Coding region: 148-630 (160 amino acids)
Biological process (GO): dendrite self-avoidance; axon guidance; homophilic cell-cell adhesion
Cellular component (GO): axon; plasma membrane
Molecular function (GO): cell-cell adhesion mediator activity
Source: RefSeq, a predicted model, not a curated record